This is a messenger RNA of Saimiri boliviensis boliviensis (Bolivian squirrel monkey), 4163 nucleotides long. It is a transcript of the gene PDXDC1, whose product is annotated as pyridoxal dependent decarboxylase domain containing 1. Gene Ontology annotation, cellular component: intracellular membrane-bounded organelle. Lineage: Eukaryota; Metazoa; Chordata; Mammalia; Primates; Cebidae. Gene Ontology annotation, biological process: carboxylic acid metabolic process. Gene Ontology annotation, molecular function: carbon-carbon lyase activity; pyridoxal phosphate binding. The record is from RefSeq and is a predicted model, not a curated record.
UGCGACAGGCUGCUGAAAAGUGUGAGUUUGGUGAACAAUUUACCGUGUAUCCAACCCCUUCACCUGCGCACGUUAGGGAGGGCCGGCGUGACGGCCAGGUACGGAAGCCCAGAGGGUUCCGCCCACCGCCACGGGGCCCCGCCCCUCCGUCUCUCUACCCUCAGGUUGCCCAGCCCGCGGCGCCGCCGGGCUCCUCCUCCUCGUUUCAGCCCCGCCGGCCGCGGGCGCGGGGGACGUCGGCGCUGCCAACGUGGAAACAGCGGCGGGGCGCGGGAGGAGGAAGUAACGCCCCGGACCGCCGGGCCACCACCGGCCGCCUUAGCCAUGGACGCGACCCUGGAGAAGAUAGCAGACCCCACGCUGGCUGAAAUGGGAAAAAACUUGAAGGAGGCAAUGAAGAUGUUGGAGGACAGUCAGAGAAGAACAGAAGAGGAAAAUGGAAAGAAGCUCGUGUCGGGGGAUAUUCCAGGGCCACUCCAGGGCAGUGGACAAGAUAUGGUGAGCAUCCUCCAGCUGGUUCAGAAUCUGAUGCAUGGAGAUGAAGACGAGGAGCCCCAGAGCCCCAGAAUCCAAAAUAUUGGAGAACAAGGUCAUAUGGCUUUGUUGGGACAUAGUCUGGGAGCUUAUAUUUCAACUCUGGACAAGGAGAAGCUGAGAAAACUUACAACUAGGAUACUUUCAGAUACCACCUUAUGGCUAUGCAGAAUUUUCAGAUAUGAAAAUGGCUGUGCUUAUUUCCACGAAGAGGAAAGAGAAGGACUUGCAAAGAUAUGCAGGCUUGCCAUUCAUUCUCGAUAUGAAGACUUCGUAGUGGAUGGCUUCAAUGUGUUAUAUAACAAAAAGCCUGUCAUAUAUCUUAGUGCUGCUGCUAGACCUGGCCUGGGCCAAUACCUUUGUAAUCAGCUCGGCCUGCCCUUCCCCUGCCUGUGCCGUGUACCCUGUAACACUAUGUUUGGAUCCCAGCAUCAGAUGGAUGUUGCCUUCCUGGAGAAACUGAUUAAAGAUGAUGUAGAACGAGGAAGACUGCCCCUGUUGCUUGUUGCAAAUGCCGGAACUGCAGCAGUAGGACACACAGACAAGAUCGGGCGAUUGAAGGAACUCUGUGAGCAGUAUGGCAUAUGGCUUCACGUAGAGGGCGUGAAUCUGGCAACAUUGGCUCUAGGUUACGUCUCCUCGUCAGUGCUGGCUGCAACCAAAUGUGAUAGCAUGACGAUGACUCCAGGUCCGUGGCUGGGGUUGCCAGCUGUUCCUGCAGUGACACUGUAUAAGCACGACGACCCUGCAUUGACUUUAGUUGCUGGUCUUACAUCAAAUAAGCCCGCAGACAAACUCCGUGCUCUGCCUCUGUGGUUAUCUUUACAAUACUUGGGACUUGAUGGGAUUGUGGAAAGAAUCAAGCAUGCCUGUCAACUGAGUCAACGGUUGCAGGAAAGUUUGAAGAAAGUGAACUACAUCAAGAUCUUGGUAGAAGAUGAGCUCAGCUCCCCAGUGGUGGUAUUCAGAUUUUUCCGGGAAUUGCCAGGCUCAGAUCCAGUGUUUAAAGCUGUCCCAGCGCCCAACAUGACACCUUCAGCAGUCGGCCGGGAGAGGCACUCGUGUGACGCACUGAAUCGCUGGCUAGGAGAACAGCUGAAGCAGCUGGUGCCUGCGAGUGGCCUCACAGUCAUGGAUCUGGAAGCUGACGGCACAUGUGUACGGUUCAGCCCUUUGAUGACAGCAGCAGUUUUAGGAACUCGGGGAGAGGAUGUGGAUCAGCUUGUAGCCUGCAUACAAAGCAAGCUGCCAGUGCUGAGCUGCACGCUUCAGUUGCGCGAAGAGUUCAAGCAGGAGGUGGAAGGAACGGCAGGUCUCCUAUACGUUGAUGACCCUAACUGGCCUGGAAUAGGGGUUGUCAGGUAUGAACAUGCUAAUGAUGAUAAGAGCACUUUGAAAUCAGAUCCUGAAGGGGAAAAAAUCCAUGCUGGACUCCUGAAAAAGUUAAAUGAACUGGAAUCUGACCUAACAUUUAAAAUAGGCCCUGAGUAUAAGAGCAUGAAGAGCUGCCUGUACGUGGGCAUGGCGAGUGACGACAUUGAUGUUGUGGAGCUCGUGGAGACCAUUGCGGCCACAGCCCGGGAGAUAGAGGAGAACUCGAGGCUUCUGGAAAACAUGACAGAAGUGGUUCGGAAAGGAAUUCAGGAAGCUCAGGUCGAGCUGCAGAAGGCAAAUGAAGAACGGCUUCUGGAAGAGGGGGUGUUGCGGCAGAUCCCCGUCGUGGGCUCCGUCCUGAAUUGGUUUUCUCCAGUCCAGCCUCUACAGAAGGGAAGAACUUUUAACUUGACAGCAGGCUCUCUGGAGUCCACAGAACCCAUAUAUGUCUACAAAGCACAAGGUGCAGGAGUCACCCCGCCUCCGACGCCCUCGGGCACUCGUACCAAGCAGAGGCUUCCAGGCCAGAAGCCUUUUAAAAGGUCCCUUCGAGGUUCAGAUGCUUUGAGUGAGACCAGCUCAGUCAGUCACAUUGAAGACUUAGAAAAGGUGGAGCACCUGUCUGGCGGGCCGGAGCAGAUGACCCUCGAGGCCAGCAGCACGGAGGGACACCCAGGGGCGCCCAGUCCUCGGCAUGCUGACCAAACCGAGGCCCUCAAGAAGGGGGCCCUGCGCCCAGAAGUUGACUACCCACAGGUAGAAGGACUAGAGAGCUUAAGAUAAAAUUCAGUGUGUGGUUUGAGACUGUACCGAGUAUUGUUUCAGGGAAGAGAAGUGAUAACUGGAAAUGUGAACUGUGCCACAUACUAAUACAAUAGAAAUUACUGUUAUUUGUGCUUCACUGGGAUUUUUGCACAAAUACGUGCCUGAAAAGUAGGCUUUCUAGGAGGGCAGUCAACUUGUCUAACUUCUUGUGUGUGUAGAAUCACCAGGAACCGUAUGCUGUCCUACUCAGCUGUAGUAAUACCACUUUUUCCUAAGUUACCGUAAACACUUUUUAUUCACAAAAAAACACUUGAAAUUCUAAGUGUCUGCCACUUGAACCUUUGCUCUUUCUAAACAUAAGCAGAAGUUAUGAGGUUGCACAUGGCAACUUUUUGGUAAACAGCUUUUCGUUAGCACUCUCCAGGUUCUCUGUGACACUUCAGAGAGGCGAGACUGGCUGCGUUGUCUGUGUUAGUCAGUCUCUAUUACAAGUUAAUCACACUAGAGACUGACUAAUACACAACUAGACUGCCAGGCUUAAAAGAGCAUGGGUGCUCUGGGGAGUGUACAUCAGAGCAUCAGAAGCCCUCUCCCACCAUCCCCCGCUGCUGCUCUUCCUGGAGACUUAGUAAGGACUGUGUCCACUUGAGCUGUGGCAGGGCUUCUGUCGGGGACUGUGCCCUGCCACAAACCCACUUCUCCCUUUGUAUACUGUUUGUAAACAAAUUUAAGGACUGAUCUAUUCAGAGAAACUGUAAAGUCUCCUGACCAUAUAUGUAUAUUUUUAAAUACUGGUAAAGCUUUUAAAUUGGCACACAAAUACAGACUGUGCUCAUUUUUAUGUUUAUUAUCUAAAAACCUGAUAGAUGCUACCCUUAGAGCCUGCUAUUCCAGGUGCUGUGAAGCACCCCCCUGGGUUAAAAUCUGAAAGCAAGUAUCCCUUUGACCUUCCCCUACGGAAGCUUCUGUAGCUUCUACUGCCCUGGCAGCUCACCUGGGCCCAACUCAGUCACAAGCCAGCAGAGCACUCUCUCAUGCUGAUCCAGCCAGGCUCCUUGCUUAAGUCAGUAGAAGCUCACUGUUACUGCCCGUUACUACUUUUCCGAAGUACUGGCCCCUGUGCCUUCUUAGUCCAGCAGAGUCAAGCUUUUGAGAGACCUGAAAAUGGGGAAUUCACACUGGGUUUGUGGACUGUAGUACUGGAAGCCUUAGUUAUACCACAUUCAGCCUAUAAUUACACUCUGAUUUGAUGGGUUUUUUUUUUUUUUUUUUUUUUUUUUGGUGCAAAUGAUUAAACAAAGUCUUCCCUGUUUAUUUGGUGCAAUGAAGUAUAGCAGAUAAAAUAGGGGUGGGGUAAAUUAUCACCUUUAACAAGAUUCAAUGUUUUUAUAUAUAUUUGGAAUUGUUAAAUUGGUUUUGCUGAGACAUUUCACCCUUGAGAUACUACUUGAAUGUUGGUUUCAAUAAAGGUUCUUGAAAUUGUUACCAGU